AUGACCACCGACAACCGAGCGGCAAUGUGGCUACUGCCGCCGAUCGCGCUGCAGAUUCUGGACUACCUCGAUGACGACGAUGACGCAUUCGCUUUCCUUUCUGCAGCACCGGACGGUAGCCUCGAUGACGCGCUCGGCGCGCUCCAGACGCUCUUGGCCAUGGGCUCGGCGCUGCCACUCUGGCCCACGGCCGACGUGGCCCGUCUCGACAAGGCCUACAACGUCAAUCCCAACGUCGUCACGAGAGCGCUUCCAGCGCUCAAGACGAUUACUGUCGCUGGCAGCCAGGACUGCUCGAGCAUUUGCCACAACACGGUCCUGCCACCGACGACCGUCGUGAGCGCUGUAGUCGAUCUCGACGACGAUCUCGACGACGAUCUCGACGACGCCACCACCGUCCUCGCAGCCCUCGGCAAGUGGCUUCCGAACCUUGUCGAUCUCAGUAUCGCGAGUACAUCUUGUGAAAACUUUGCAGCCAUCGUCAUGGACAACCUCUCGUUGUGCCCGCGCCUUUGUUCGCUUACCAUAGAUCAGGACGAGGCGCUUACGCAGGACGUAUUGGACGCUGCGCUGAUGGCUGUCGUGGAAAAUUGCCCCCAAGUCGCACACAUCAGCGUCAGUGUCGCCAAAAUCUCGCACAUGUCGAGCUGUAAGUCCCUCCUCGCAUGGCUGGCGCUGCCCACCGCCCGUCAUCUUUUGCUGGACGCGACCGACUUUGAGUGGGAGCUCGGCGCAGAGCUGGCAACGGCCCUGCUCACGUCAAGUACGCUCGAGACAAUCGAGCUCUUCACCGUCCCGCGCCUUGUACGUGCGGUUUUAAGUCCAUCGUCGCCACCCCUCCCCCAGCAAUUGCGUCACCUGACGAUCUCGGACUACAUAUCGGUAGACGACGACAGUCCCUACGACGACGACUACGAUGACGUCGAACCACCGCGGGCGGUUGACGAAGCGGACAUGGCCACGCUUGCCGCCAAGAUCGCAACCUCGCGCCUCGAAUGCUUGGAUUUGUAUCUUCGAGUUCCAUGCGAUGCCACGUCCGUCCUCUGCGCCUUGCCGCACAUACCAACACUGACCAAAUUUGCGCUCCAGGAGGCGACUCUGACCUCGUUUCCGCCUCUGAUGCAACUUUUGCAUCUGGAGCUGGGCUCGGUGACGUUCUCGGACGAAGCCAUCGAGUCGCUCGCGGCGCUGCUUUGCUCGUCGCCCAAGCUCGUGCAUCUCGAUCUCGGCUACGACCAGCUCCCAGACGACCAAGCCAACACGAUCUUUUGCGCGCUCUCGCAAUGGCUCAGUCGUCGGGGUAUAACCUGCAGCGUCGACCUUGCAAUCAAGAGCGAGGCGUGUGCCAGUGGUUUUGCGACGGCAUUGGCUCAGACGCGCAACACCCAUGGAGUCAAGAUCACAGUGUCGGCAUACGGUCUCUCGCUCGCCGCCAAGAUGCGUAUUCUUGCUGCGCUGGCGUCAACGGCACGGAUGGCGGCAGUGUUUAGCGCAUCCCAAAAUCACACGGACGACGCGGCGCUGGAAGCGUGGGGCUUGCAACACCAUUUGACGAUCGUGUAUCGCAAGGAGCACCCUCAGUCAGCCAAGCAGACCUGGUUCCACUCGCCACGCGAUACGAAAACGACCUACUAG
Molecule: messenger RNA, 1635 nt
Organism: Saprolegnia parasitica CBS 223.65
Lineage: Eukaryota; Oomycota; Saprolegniomycetes; Saprolegniales; Saprolegniaceae
Exons: 1
Coding region: 1-1635 (544 amino acids)
Source: RefSeq, a predicted model, not a curated record